Messenger RNA from Fraxinus pennsylvanica, 963 nucleotides. The record is from the annotation of a GenBank genome assembly. NCBI's taxonomy places the organism in Eukaryota, Viridiplantae, Streptophyta, Magnoliopsida, Lamiales, Oleaceae.
AUGUCGGUGUCGGCUGAUCUGGAAUCGAUUUCGGAGGCGACGUCGGGAGCUAUAGGUGCGGUGGUGAGCACCACCAUAUUAUACCCGCUCGACACCUGCAAGGCCAAAUACCAAGCCGAGAUUCGUGCCCACGGCCGCCGUAGAUACAGAAAAUUGUCAGACGUUUUAUGGGAGGCAAUAUCCAGCAAACAGGUCCUUUCAUUAUAUCAGGGACUUGCGACCAAGAACCUGCAAUCUUUUUUUGCUCAGUUUGUCUAUUUUUAUGGAUAUAGCUACUUUAAAAGGCUCUAUCUGGCUAAGACUGGUUCCAAAUCUAUUGGAACAAAAGCCAAUCUUGUUCUUGCUGCGGCAGCUGGGGCUUGCACUGCCAUCGUUACUCAACCACUGGAUACAGCUUCCUCAAGGAUGCAGACUACUGCUUUUGGAAAAUCUAAAGGGCUUUGGGAAACACUUGCUGAAGGCAGUUGGAGUGAUGCGUAUGAUGGCCUUGGAAUAUCUCUUCUGUUGACUUCCAAUCCGGCCAUUCAGUAUACGGUAUUUGAUCAACUGAAAGUGAGACUCAUGCAGAAGCAGAAUAAAAUUGAGACAGGAUCAUCUCCAGAAGCCCUUUCUGCCUUCUCAGCUUUCAUUUUAGGUGCACUCUCAAAGAGCAUAGCCACAGUUCUAACUUAUCCAGCAAUCAGGUGUAAAGUCAUGAUCCAAGCUGCAGACACCAAUGAUGAUAUGGAUAAAAAAUCCAAAAGAAAAUCCCGUAAAACAGUUUCUAGCGUUCUUCGUGCUAUUUGGCAAAAAGAAGGUGUGCUCGGCUUCUUUAAGGGACUACAAGCUCAAAUCUUUAAGACUGUAUUAAGCUCAGCAUUGUUGUUAAUGAUAAAGGAAAAGAUCUCUGCAACAACUUGGGUCCUCGUACUUGCCAUGAGCAGAUAUCAACUGCUCAAACCUAGUAGGUUGAAGAGUGGAUAG